AUGCUGCCGAUCCGAGCUUGCCGCCUCCGCCAUUAUACGGCUAGUCGAUGCCAUAUCACCAGUCGAUUGACUCAACGACAAUGGAUGCAUUCGCAACAGCAACGUGAAAAACCGUUAUGGGAACGGCUGCAAUCUGCCUGGAAUGACACUGAGACGAAAUGGUAUCCGAUUCCCGUGGGUCUUGGUCUUGCUGUUGUCGGCUAUGUUCAAAUUCGCCACAUUCGUGAUCGUGAACGCAACAACCAGGAACAGCCUAAGCCAAAGUAUGUUGCAGACGGUCCUUGGCAGGUUCACGUGGCUUCGGCAUUGCCGCUUCGCACCAUGUCACGAUUAUGGGGAGCAUUCAAUUCUUUGACUAUCCCAGAAGCGCUUCGACCUGCUGGUUUCAAGUUAUACAGUUGGAUCUUUGGAUGCAAUCUCGAUGAAAUGAAGAACCCGGAUCUCUAUGCAUACAAGAACUUGAGUGAAUUUUUCUAUCGUGAAUUGAAGGAUGGUGCUCGACCCAUUGCUGAUUCGCCCUUGGUAUCUCCUUCGGAUGGCAAGGUGCUUCAUUUUGGUGCCGUGCAUGAACGAGAAAUUGAACAAAUCAAGGGCGUGACCUAUUCUUUGGAUGCACUCUUGGGUGAAGAUGAGCCAUCUACAUCUCCUAUUACUGAGGCCGAGUUUAGCAGCCACUUGCCACAUUAUGUCGAUGAAGAAGAGUUUGCCAAUGUGAAUGGUAUUCCUUAUUCGCUGGAUGAGAUGCUGGGUGGCGAAUCGCAACAUAGUGUACAAGUUCCCAGCACAGUUGGCCCUGAUGGUUUAGCUCCCUCCGAGAAGGCUACUGCCAAGGAUACCAAAGCAUUGAUCGGCGUAUCCGAUGUCAAGAGUGGUAUUCCCAAGCACGAGCAUCACGUACGACCAGGCAAUGCUCUUUUCUUUUGUGUCAUCUAUCUUGCCCCUGGUGAUUAUCAUCGAUUCCAUUCUCCUACCAAUUGGGUCGUUCAGAAAAGAAGACAUUUUGCAGGCGAAUUGUUUUCGGUUUCUCCUUACUUUGUCAAGCUUUUACAGAACCUCUUUGUUUUGAAUGAGCGAGUGGUCCUUUUGGGCAAGUGGAAAUAUGGUUUCUUCUCAAUGACACCGGUCGGAGCCACCAAUGUGGGUUCUAUUCAUAUCAACUUUGACGAGGCCUUGAAGACCAACCGCAAGGAGGAUUUGCCAUUGGGUACAUACACUGAAGUAUCUUACAAGUCAGCAAGUAAACUUUUGGGUGGAAAGCCAGUGAGAUCAGGUGAUGAAGUGGGUGGAUUUUCACUUGGAUCUACUGUGGUAUUGGUCUUUGAAGCCCCAGCAUCGUUCCAGUUCAAGAUCCAUGAGGGACAAACAAUCAAGAUGGGUCAAGCAUUAGGUGAUAUCUUAGAGCAUAAUGAUAAGAAGGCAUAG
This is a messenger RNA of Lichtheimia ornata, 1422 nucleotides long. Its product is annotated as phosphatidylserine decarboxylase. Gene Ontology annotation, biological process: phosphatidylethanolamine biosynthetic process. The transcript is spliced from 5 exons. The record is from RefSeq and is a predicted model, not a curated record. NCBI's taxonomy places the organism in Eukaryota, Fungi, Mucoromycota, Mucoromycetes, Mucorales, Lichtheimiaceae. Gene Ontology annotation, cellular component: mitochondrion. Gene Ontology annotation, molecular function: phosphatidylserine decarboxylase activity. Bases 1 to 1422 code for a protein of 473 amino acids.